Molecule: messenger RNA, 534 nt
Organism: Platichthys flesus (European flounder)
Lineage: Eukaryota; Metazoa; Chordata; Actinopteri; Pleuronectiformes; Pleuronectidae
Gene: nppal
Product: natriuretic peptide A-like
Exons: 3
Coding region: 1-381 (126 amino acids)
Cellular component (GO): extracellular region
Molecular function (GO): hormone receptor binding; hormone activity
Source: RefSeq, a predicted model, not a curated record
AUGAAAUCGAACCCUAGUGUCUCCGUUUACUGUAUUUCUCUGCUUCUAUUGAUUCAUUUUGUUGGAGCCAAAUCCGUUUUUGAUAUACAGAGUUUGAAGCAGAUAUUAGAAGAGAAGCUCAACACAGUGCCGUAUUAUUACUCUGAGGAGAUGGAGGCAGUGGCGACAGAUGGAAACAAGUCGGAGAUCAUAGGGAGCGCUCCAGAGAAGCAUCCUCCGGAGUUCUCGGAGCCCGACAAACAAAGCAUCCUGGCUCGUCUCUUUAAGGACCUCAUGAGGACUUCCAAACGUUCAUCGAGCCGUUACAAGAAGGGCGGCCUGAGGAGCUGCUUUGGCGUCCGGUUAGAGAGGAUCGGCUCUUUCAGCGGACUGGGAUGCUGAAAGUAGGAGUCUGGUAACUUGGGGAAAACUGUAUGAUUUCAGGUGUGGAUCGCUCUGGGUUCAACCUUCUCCAAAUCUGUGUGCCCAUAACUCCUGAGCUAUUCUCCUGCUGUGACUGUAUCCAGCCUCUUCGCUCCAUGGAACAUAUUGUGG